This is a messenger RNA of Coffea eugenioides, 5708 nucleotides long. RefSeq names its product brefeldin A-inhibited guanine nucleotide-exchange protein 1. Bases 349 to 5523 code for a protein of 1724 amino acids. Gene Ontology annotation, biological process: regulation of ARF protein signal transduction. Gene Ontology annotation, molecular function: guanyl-nucleotide exchange factor activity. Gene Ontology annotation, cellular component: trans-Golgi network. The transcript has 11 exons. Lineage: Eukaryota; Viridiplantae; Streptophyta; Magnoliopsida; Gentianales; Rubiaceae. The record is from RefSeq and is a predicted model, not a curated record.
GGGAAGUAGUGAAGUGAGGACCAAAAUCGAGAGAAUGAGAAUGUGACAGUCAUCGCGUUCGUUCUUGACUUUUGAGGAUGAUGAGGUGAGAGGUUUUUGGUUCUUCUCCACCUGACCGACAACCUCUGCAAUGGAUCAAUGCUUCAGGGGGGGCUCUUCUGCUGGAUUUCUGCUUGGUUCUCCUGGUUACUAGUUGUCGUACCAGCGUUCCUUACUAGCAUAGCUUCAUCGUCAGGGGAGAGCAAAUGAAAAUCCCAGAUUGCUAUUUGCAGGCCUUCCUCCCCUUUUCUAAAUAGCUGACAACACACGGUAAGUUGUUCCAAGCUCGACUGAUUUUACUCCUCCUUAAUGUCAACUUCUUCAGCGAUACCGCAAACUCAAACCCUGGGUGGCCCUUCCCGCUGUGGCCGCGUGCUGGGCCCCUCCUUGGACAAGAUCAUCAAGAACGUCGCCUGGCGGAAACACUCCCAGCUGGUCUCCGCUUGCAAAUCCGCUCUCGACAAGCUCGAAUCCCUCUCCGAUUCGUCCUCUGAUCCCGCUUCCUGCACCCCUCUCUACGGCAUUUCUUCCCCCCAAGACGCCGAUUUCGUCCUCAAACCCCUCAUUUUGGCCCUCGACACUGGGGCCCCCAAGGUUGUCGAGCCCGCACUCGACUGCGUUUCCAGGCUGUUUUCCUCUGGAUUCAUCCGCUGCGAGAUCGCCACCACCGAUGACGCCGCUGCCACCUCCCUCAUCUUCCGCCUCAUUGAUUCCGCCUGCAAGUGCACUUCUCUUGGCGACGAGGCCGUCGAGCUCGCCGUGCUCAGGCUUCUCCUUUCCGCUGUCCGCUCCCCCUGCGUCCUCAUCAGGGGCAAUUGCCUUGUGCACAUCGUCAGAUCCUGCUACAAUGUGUAUUUGGGCGGCUUCAACGGCACCAAUCAGAUCUGUGCCAAGUCUGUUCUUGCUCAGAUGAUGGUCAUUAUUUUCUCCAGGGUCGAGCACAAUUCUGCGAUCCUCCCCUCUUUUAGGACGGUUUCUGUAGCCCAACUCUUGGAGUUCACCGAUCGCAAUUUGAAUGAAGGGAGCUCCAUCCAGUUUGCUCAGAAUUUCAUUACUGACGUUGUGGAAGCUAAAGAAGUUCUUCCUCCGCCUCCCAUGCUACAUGGGAUUCCGUCCCCUGUAGAGAAGAAAUCUGAAUUUGAGUCUGAGUCUGAAUCUGCCAGUGGGCAGCAACCGGAUUAUGAUUUUAAUGGUUACAGUAAGAUCACGGAGGACGGAUUUAUGCUUUACAAGAACAUUUGCAAACUAUCCAUGAAGUUCUCAUCACAGGAGCAUCAGGAUGAUCAAAUUCUUUUGAGAGGCAAAAUAUUAUCGUUGGAGCUCCUAAAAGUCAUCAUGGACAAUGCUGGUCCUGUUUGGCGCACAAAUGAGAGAUUCCUCAAUGCUAUAAAGCAAUAUUUAUGCUUAUCACUGUUGAAGAACAGUGCUUUAUCAGUUAUGACGAUAUUCCAACUUCUUUGUUCUAUAUUUCAGAGUUUACUGUCAAAAUUUAGAUCAGGGCUAAAAUCAGAAAUUGGAAUUUUUUUUCCCAUGUUCAUCCUUCGUGUGCUGGAGAAUGUACUUCAACCCAGUUUCUUGCAAAAGAUGACCAUCCUGAGUUUGCUGGAGAGGAUUUCUCAGGAUUCGCAGCUUAUUGUUGAUAUCUUUGUCAAUUAUGAUUGUGAUUUGGAUGCCCCAAAUAUUUUUGAAAGGACUGUUAAUGGCCUUCUAAAAACGGCACUAGGUCCACCUCCUGGUUCUACUACCACUUUGUCUCCAGUUCAAGAUAUUACAUUUCGUCUUGAAUCUGUAAAAUGCUUGGUCAGAAUAAUCAAGUCAAUGGGAUUAUGGAUGGAUCAGCAGCUCAAAGUAGGAGAAUUAAAUUCAUCGAUGUCUGAGAAUGAAAUUUUGAGCGAGAAUUCUGCGACUGUUAGUGAAGAAGUAAAUCUUGCUGACAAUGAGCUUCAUUCUGAAGUAAAUUCUGAAUUCUCUGAUGCUGCUACCCUGGAGCAGCGUCGAGCUUAUAAGCUAGAGAUUCAGAAAGGUGUUUCACUGUUCAAUAGAAAACCUUCCAAGGGGAUUGAAUUCUUAUUAAGCACAAAAAAGGUUGGCAGUUCUCCAGAAGCAGUGGCUUCUUUCUUGAAGAAUACUUCUGGACUAAAUGAAACUAUGAUUGGUGACUAUUUGGGUGAAAGAGAGGAUUUUCCGCUAAAAGUCAUGCAUGCAUAUGUAGAUUCCUUUAACUUGGAAGGAAUGGAUUUUGGUGAAGCUAUCAGAUUUUUCUUACGAGGAUUUCGGUUACCUGGUGAAGCACAGAAGAUUGACCGCAUCAUGGAGAAAUUUGCUGAACGCUAUUGUAAAUGCAGCCCCAAUUCAUUUACCAGUGCAGAUACAGCUUAUGUUCUUGCUUAUUCUGUCAUAAUGCUUAAUACUGAUGCCCACAAUACCAUGGUAAAAGAUAAGAUGACAAAGGCUGAUUUCAUCCGGAAUAACCGAGGGAUCGAUGGUGGAAAGGAUUUACCGGAAGAAUAUUUGGGCAAGCUGUAUGAUCAAAUUGUAAAGAAUGAGAUCAAGAUGAAUGCAGAUUCUUCUGUGCCACAAAGCAAACAGGGGAAUGGCCUGAAUAGACUGCUAGGAUUAGAAAGCAUUCUAAAUCUAGUUUGGAAGCAGACUGAAGAAAAACCAAUGGGUGCAAAUGGAUAUCUUAUAAGGCACAUCCAAGAGCAGUUCAAGGCAAAAUCUGGAAAAUCAGAGUCCACAUAUUACGCUGUUUCAGAUCCAGCAAUAUUAAGGUUUAUGGUUGAAGUAUGUUGGGGUCCAAUGAUUGCUGCAUUCAGUGUAACUCUAGACCAGAGUGAUGACAAGGAAGCGACUUCUCAAUGCUUGCUGGGCUUCCGACAUGCCGUGCAUGUCACUGCUGUAAUGGGUAUGCAAACCCAAAGAGAUGCUUUUGUUACCACUGUGGCUAAGUUUACUUACCUUCACUGCGCCGCAGAUAUGAAGCAGAAGAAUGUUGAUGCUGUUAAGGCAAUAGUAUCAAUUGCCAUUGAAGAUGGUAAUUAUCUUCAAGAAUCUUGGGAGCAUAUCUUAACAUGCCUAUCUCGUUUUGAGCACUUGCAGCUCUUGGGGGAAGGCGCACCUUCUGAUGCCUCAUUUUUAACUACAGCAAAUGCUGAAACUGAUGAAAAGGCAUUGAAGUCUGCAGGUUUUCCAUCUCUGAAGAAAAAAGGCAAUCUCCAGAACCCUGCUGUGGUAGCUGUUGUUCGUGGGGGUUCCUAUGACAGUACCAGUUUAGUAGCCAAUUCGCCAGGGUUGGUAACCUCGGAACAGAUCAAUAACUUCAUUGCCAACUUGAAUCUGCUUGAUCAGAUCGGGAAUUUUGAGUUAAACCAUAUUUUUGCUCAUAGCCAAAGGUUAAAUAGUGAGGCUAUAGUGGCAUUUGUGAGGGCACUUUGCAAAGUUUCCAUGUCAGAGUUGCAAUCUCCAACAGAUCCUCGUGUAUUCAGUCUUACUAAAAUUGUUGAAGUUGCGCACUAUAACAUGAAUCGGAUCAGACUAGUCUGGUCUCGCAUUUGGACUGUUCUGUCUGAUUUUUUUGUAUCAGUUGGUUUGUCUGAAAAUCUCUCUGUUGCAAUAUUCGUCAUGGACUCGUUGCGACAGCUUUCAAUGAAAUUUUUGGAGCGAGAGGAACUGGCAAAUUAUAAUUUCCAGAAUGAAUUUUUGAAACCAUUUGUGAUUGUCAUGCAGAGGAGCAGCUCUGCAGAAAUUAGGGAGUUGAUAGUUCGGUGUAUUUCACAGAUGGUACUCAGCCGUGUCAGCAAUGUCAAAUCUGGUUGGAAAAGCGUUUUUAUGGUUUUUACUACUGCUGCAGCUGAUGAAAGAAAAAAUAUAGUCUUGCUGGCCUUUGAAACCAUGGAAAAGAUUGUUCGAGAAUAUUUUUCGUACAUAACUGAGACUGAGACACUGACUUUUACUGAUUGUGUUAAAUGCCUCAUCACCUUCACAAACAGUAGAUUUAACAGUGAUGUUAGCCUCAAUGCCAUUGCUUUUCUUCGAUUUUGUGCUGUCAAACUAGCAGAUGGAGGACUUGUUUGCAAUGAUGAAAGGACAGAAGAUGCUUCAUCCAUGGUAGUUAGAGAUGAUAAUGAUUCAGUUGGACGUAUAUUCACAGAUAAAGAUGAUCACGCAUUUUUCUGGCUUCCUUUGCUAUCAGGUUUAUCAGAACUGACUUCAGAUCCUAGAUCUGCUAUCAGGAAAAGUGCACUGGAAGUUCUCUUCAAUAUUCUGAAAGACCAUGGGAGUCUCUUUUCACGAGUAUUUUGGCUAAGUCUUUUCACUUCUGUUAUAUUUCCAAUAUUUAGUUCCCAACAUGAUAAGCAAAAAACACGCGUGAAAGAUGACAAGUCUUCUCCUAGUUCUAAAUCCUUACUACUUGAUGGAAGCACAUGGGACACAGAAACUUCUGCAUUGGCAGCUGAAUAUCUGGUAGACCUUUUUGUCAGUUUCUUUGUUGUCGUCAGGUCAGAAUUGAAGAGUGUAGUAUCAAUACUGGCUGCAUUUAUUAUGAGUCCUGUCCAAGGGCCUGCAAGAACCGGUGUUGCUACAUUGAGACGGUUGGUCAGUGAAUUAAGAGCCAGACUUACAGAAGAAGAGUGGCGAGAUGUCCUUUCGGCUUUGAAAGAGGCUGCUUCUUCCAGUCUUCCUGGAUUUCUAAAAUUGCUUAGUACCAUGGACAGCAUAAAGGUCCCUGAUCUGGCUGAAGACUAUGCUGACAUAGAAACAUCAUCUAGCCUUGGCUUGAUAAAUGAUGAGUCUGAAGAUGACAAUCUGCAAACCUCAACAUAUGUUGUUUCUAGGAUAAAGAGUCAUAUAACUGCACAGUUGCUCAUCAUACAGGUGGCAAGUGAUCUCUAUAAGUUGCAUUCACAACCUUUAUCUGCUGAUUCCAUGAUCAUUCUCAUUGAAGUAUUUUCUUCCGUUGCAACUCAUGCCCAUCAACUGAACUCCAACAAAGUCCUGCAGCUUAAGCUGCAGAGGGUGUGUUCUAUCCUUGAGGUCUCAGAUCCACCCAUGGUUCACUUUGAGAACGAGUCCUACCAGAAUUACCUAAAUUUUUUGUCUGAUUUGCUUGCCUGUAAUCCAUCUUUGUAUGGAGAAAAAAACAUGGAACAGGAACUUCUGGCUGUAUGUGAGAAAAUUCUACAGAUAUAUUUGGAGUGUGCUGGAGAAUCUGUUCAGAGUAAAGCAGCAAAUGCGCCAGUGCAUCAGUGGAAUCUUCCAUUGGGUUCAGCCAAGAAAGAAGAGUUGGCAGCCAGGACUCCGCUAGUUUUGUCUGUGUUUCGAAUUUUAAGUGGUUUGGAACGGGAUUGUUUUAGGAAGUACAUCCCUCGGUUGUUCCCGAUAUUGGUAAAUUUUGUCCGGAGUGAGCAUAGUUCAGGAGAAGUCCAGAAGGUAUUGAGUAGCAUUUUUGAGUCAUGUAUCGGACCAUUAAUAAUAACAUGUUGAAAUUAGAAUACAGUGUACAGCACACCUUCGACCUUGUGUAACUGGUCAAGUAUUACGAGCAAGUCUAGUUGCUGAAAAUGGUUGUGGAUAAAAUUUUGCUAGUGUAUGAGCAGGGCUCAGGUUCAGGUUGAUACUCUAUUGAUGAAUUAUUCGGAAAUGCAAAGACUAUUCUAGGGAAGUCAAAG